GCUGGGCCGCCUCGGGCCGCCUUGGUUCUCGCCCGUCGACUGAACUGGAUUUGCUACUCUUGGUUAUCGGAUGCAUUAUUCUGCAUUGGGAAACCAGUUGGCGUUCCCGGGACAUAAUUGAGGUGUAGCGAGGGCCGGAUAGGCAGGGCCGAGGCGGGCGCAGAGCUGGAUCAGCCCGGGCGGCGGGUGUUCGGGUCGGGAGCGGUACGCGGGUCGAGCGGCUGAACAGCUACCGCAGUGCGGGGCGUGGCCGUGCGGCUGCUCCGCCAAUAGGGCGCCGGUGGUGGCGGGAGCCAGGAGAGCUGGCCACCGCCGCCGCAGUCACUGUCCGGCCACCGCGGUGAUCGCACCCGCCAUGACGCUCGACCCCCGGCCCCCAGUGCCCUCGUCGCCUCCGCCGCCCACUGCCUCUGUCAUGGCUGAGCCCCGCCCCGGCCCCCCUCCUCCCUCCCCGCCUCCCCAGCGCCCUCCGCCGCCCACACUUCCGGUGUCUUCGCUGGCCGCGGCGUCGGCGCUGUCGAUGGUGCCGCGGGCGUCCGCCUUCACGGCCGUGUUCCCCUCCGUGGGGCGCGCGCCGCUGCCUGACCUUGCGGCGCUCAACCUGGCGGCCUUCGAGUCCUACUUGGCACUCUCCGGGCUCUCUCGCCUCACGCAACCGCGCCCGUCCGACGCCCUCGCCUCCUCCAACAAGAAGUUCGACUUCUCGCGCCUGGCGGAGAGCGUGUCCGAGGGCGAGAAACGCCCCAGUGGCGCCACACCUCCGCCGCCUCCCCAACCUGGCGCAGGUGGCGCCGCUCAUGUCCUCCGUCAGAUCGCUUCCGCUCCUCGCCGACACGUACCCUCUGCUCCUCAACCCUCUCUAUCAGUCCAUGCUGGCCCCUCCCCUGGGGUACCGGCGGGCGACCGGGGGGAGAGGGCGGGCGCCCAGACCAAAAAAGCAGUUCAUCUGCAAGUACUGCAACCGCCACUUCACCAAGAGCUACAACCUCCUGAUCCACGAGCGCACGCACACCGACGAGCGGCCCUACACCUGCGACAUCUGCGGGAAGGCCUUCCGGCGCCAAGAUCAUCUGCGAGACCACAGGUACAUCCACAGCAAGGAGAAGCCGUUCAAGUGCAGCGAGUGCGGCAAGGGCUUCUGCCAGAGCCGCACGCUCGCCGUGCACCGCAUCCUGCACAUGGAAGAGUCGCCGCACAAGUGUCCUACCUGCGGCAGAAGCUUCAACCAAAGGAGCAACCUGAAGACGCACCUCCUGACGCACACAGACAUCAAGCCCUACACGUGUCCCCAGUGCGACAAGGUCUUCCGUCGGAACUGUGACCUGAGACGCCACGCCCUCACGCACAACCUCACGUCUCCGCUCGACCUCGACCUGGGCUCACUCCCUGGAGAUGCCGUCGCCCCCGGCUGUGUCGGUGCUCUCGCCGGCGGUCGUGGCAGGCGCUGCCGGCGAUGACGAGGCGGAGCGGGACGGCGCCCUCGCGGCCCCGAGGACCUACAGCAGCAGUAGCGACGAGGAGGAGAUAGCGAGGGCUGGCAAGCGGUCCAAGAGCAACCCGUCGAGCCCCCCCACGUUGCUCGGGAGGUUCCGGUCGGAGGCGCAGAAGGAGCCCCUGAACCUCGGGGCGUCGAGCUCGGCCUCCCUCGCCUCCUUCAGUAUAGCCUCCAUCAUGGGUGGAGCCGACUAAGCACUGGAAGGAAGAGAAUAUUAAUGUUAUUGUAGAAGAUUAACUAUCUAAUUCCGAAUUCUUUAUAAGAAUAUUGACCGCUUGCGUAUGUCACACGGACGGUGGGCGAGACGCGGCGUUAGAUAACUCUGUAAUAUAGCGAAGGAAUGGGCGUGGCAGAGGGCGUGGCCAGAACGAACCGAGUGAGGACCCUACAUGCCAGGAGACGCGUCCCGGCUCCAACAUCUAGUCAUUUCACGGUAAGACGACAACCUGGAAUAGCGUUGUGCUGGUGACGAGAUGAGGCUGGCGACGAGCAGGCGCUGGCGAGGAGGACGUGUGAGGGAUGGAGACAGAGCGAUGGACCUAAAUGAUCGAAGGGCAUAUCACGUAGAGUGUGCAAGGGUCAACCAGGCCCGAAAAACGGAAGAAAUCGCCACGGUUUCAGAGAAUGCAGAGAAAAGGACGGAGUGCGCUCUCCAUCCUCCCAUCCAACGCGCUCGAUAGGUGGCGAAGGCAGUCUUGUCCCGAAAACGAGACGUAAGCCAUCCGCGAGAAACGCGCUUGUAUAAUCUCACCAAAUAUCUACAUAAGACAGUUUGGAUACUUGUUCACAUAUGACCUCAUUUUCUACGUGCUUUGUAAUGCACACGACACGGAAGAC
Penaeus monodon (black tiger shrimp) is the source of this 2332-nucleotide messenger RNA. Its product is annotated as protein bowel-like. The record is from RefSeq and is a predicted model, not a curated record. Gene Ontology annotation, molecular function: DNA-binding transcription factor activity, RNA polymerase II-specific; RNA polymerase II transcription regulatory region sequence-specific DNA binding. NCBI's taxonomy places the organism in Eukaryota, Metazoa, Arthropoda, Malacostraca, Decapoda, Penaeidae. Gene Ontology annotation, cellular component: nucleus. Gene Ontology annotation, biological process: regulation of transcription by RNA polymerase II; embryo development.